AUUUGUCUUGUUAAAAUUCAUGACAUGUAUUAGGUUACAAUAAUUUUAAUAUAACUUAAUGAAAUUUUUUAAUAAAGAUGUGGUGUGUGUGUGUGCGCGCGUGCACACGAGUGUGUGUUGGUGUGUGUGUGUGAGAGCUGGGGGAUGAUAGCUGACUCAUAAAUUACCAGAAAUCAUUUUUCUUUUCCUCUCCUUUCUUUCCCUUCUGUUUUAGACAGUGAUUUCACUAUGUCACAGUCCUUUAGAGUUAUAAUUUAUUGCCGUAAAACUGAAUGUGUGACUUGAUAAGGGACAUACAAAAUUGUUUGCAAACAGGGACUUCAUAUCAAGUGUUACCUGAGUCUCUUUGUACUCAACUGGUAAAGAGGAACCUCCUUCUCCCAGGUGUCAAUUUUUUUUAUUUUUUGCUGUUCAGGAUAAUGAUUUUACAAGUAAUAAUAACUUUUGUGGCAAGCUCAGGCAGGUUCACCAAAUGAUACUGACUUUGGUUGUCCUUGUUGAUAAUGACAAUGAUUGAUGUGUUAGCCUAUUUCAAAAGAAGACAGAAAAAGGACUGCUAUAGCAAUGGAGCUGAUCACUGACCAUCGCAUCUUGUUCCUGGAUGAGCCCACAACUGGUUUAGACUCCAGCACUGCACAUGAUGUCAUUUGGCUCUUAAAAUG
Molecule: messenger RNA, 662 nt
Organism: Nannospalax galili (Upper Galilee mountains blind mole rat)
Lineage: Eukaryota; Metazoa; Chordata; Mammalia; Rodentia; Spalacidae
Product: ATP-binding cassette sub-family G member 3-like
Cellular component (GO): plasma membrane
Molecular function (GO): ABC-type transporter activity
Source: RefSeq, a predicted model, not a curated record